Molecule: messenger RNA, 7914 nt
Organism: Liolophura sinensis
Lineage: Eukaryota; Metazoa; Mollusca; Polyplacophora; Chitonida; Chitonidae
Product: monocarboxylate transporter 12-like
Exons: 7
Coding region: 345-1712 (455 amino acids)
Biological process (GO): transmembrane transport
Molecular function (GO): transmembrane transporter activity
Source: RefSeq, a predicted model, not a curated record
UUUACCCUUGUUUUGGUUCUCUAGCUGGUUAUUAAAUCACAUUUAGACUGUUAUAUUUUAGUCAUUGUUCAAGUGAAGACAGCCCCAAGGCUGAUUUGCAGGCCAUUGAAGGAGUCUGUAGCCGGUUGGAGUUAACAGAGCAAAGCGAAGCGUCUAGACUGUAGGUUUACCGUUCGCGUUUAGACUACUUGGAUUUCUUUACUGUACCAGUCGUGUAUACGAUACGACCAGCCGUAUACGACGUCUUUGUUUGGGAAACAUUCGACAGAGAACAAGUUUGCACGGCAUACAUGUAGUCUAGUCUAUACGAGGCAGACAUGCUUUCCCUGGGCUGAGGAUUCUAGAUGAUUGUGGUUGCGUUGAAGAAGAGGCCCACUAUGCAUGAGAAUGAAGGAGGUGGGAAUUGGGCUGUGGUCAUUGCGGCGUUCUUCGUCCAGUUCAUCGUCUGCGGCAUCACAUACAGCAUGGGCAUAUUCCAUGUGGCGCUACGCCAGGUGUUCUGCGAGAGUCACUUUGACACGUCCUGGGCCGUGUCAUGGCUCCUCUACACCAUGGCUCUCUCAGGUGUGGUGUUUCGCUUUGUGGCGUCAAAGCUGGGAUGUCGGUUCAGCAUUAUGCUAGGAGGGGUGCUGGCUGCCACUGGACUCGCCCUGACCAUGCUCGUCAAACAACUCUAUCACAUGUACUUCACUUUUGGUGGCCUCACUGGAUUAGGAUUUGGCUUGGCUCUUACUCCGUCCAUUGUGGCAGUUGAACGUAGUUUCCAUCAUGGCCGCUUCCAGGCGCUCAGCUGUGUGAUGGGCGGCAUAGGAGCUGGAAUUGUAGCAUUCCCCAUCGCCAUUCGCUACCUCCUGGAUUACUUUGCCUGGCGCGGGACCUUUCUGAUUUUAGGCGGAGUAGCUUUAAACCUGUGUGUCUGCGGAGCCAUCAUGGCACCACAGCCCAGAUCCAAAGAAGUGAAGCUGUUGCCAGUAUUUUCUUGCCUCCCUUUGAAGAACACCUUGUUUCACGCCAUGUGCUUCAGCCAUUUGUUUUGGAGUUUCGGCACCACUGUGAUAUACAUGUACUUACCCUCCUACGCCAUGUCAGAGGGAACAGACUUUCAAACGACCACUUUCCUGAUUGCUUGCAUUGGACUGGCGUCUUUCACUUGCCGAAUGAUAUUCGCCUUCAUGGGCAGUAACUCCGCCAUGGACAACGUAACAGAGGUCUUAUGCUCUGUGGGUAUUGGCAUGGUGAUCACUGGAAUAUGCCCGUUGCUGUUCCAGAGAUAUUCUGGCCAAGUGGGCUACACGAUAUUGUUUGGCUUCUACAGUGGAUUUUGGACAACUUUUCUGUCGCAGGUCAGCCGCGAGCUGAUAGGACCACAGUAUAUCGCCUUGGGAACAGGCUACCUCUGCUUUAUGAUUGGGCUGGGAUGUUUGAUCGGGGGACCUGCAGCUGGUCUAUUGCUUCAAGAAGAAUAUAGGUUCAAAUAUGUGUUUUACCUGGCAGGAGCAUGUCUGUUGAUGAGCUCCAGCAUAAUGACCUUGUUCAAGGUGAAACUGUGUGGCAGUGAAUCAGACUACCAGAGAGUGAAUAAGGCUGAAAAAUCAGAACCACUGUUGCCUGAGGACUGUUAUAGGAAGUCCACCAGCACCAUCAGUUCAAAAGACCAGCUUUUCCCGGGCAACGGAGAUGUCAUUGUGGAAGCUGUUGUUACGAGUGUGUAAAGACUGUUCGAGUGCCAAAUCUUGGUGAUCUUGGGUUAAACUUUGGUUAAACUCAAACAGUGCUGGGCAUGACUUGCGGUGAAAUUCAGACUUCACUUUGCUGAGGCUGUUCUGAGACUCUACAGUAUCCAAAGCUUAGGUGACAGACAGCUUCAUCAGAUGGGAGAUGUCCGUACAAGACUGACUUGUAGCUGGUUUGGUUUAAUAUAAAUCUGCUCAUGUUUGUUUUCGGUCAGAAAGCAAGACAUCCCUUGUUAGGGGGAAGACUUUUUGCAGAGGAAGCCACUUUUGGUUUCACAUGCCUAUAUGGUUACAAUAUCUUAUAUACCUAGAUGUCUUUGUGAUAUUUUAGAACCAUGUCGCCUCAGCAUGUUUCUGUUUUUUUCUGAAGCAAAGUCUUUGGAACAUUAAAUUGUUAAAACAUAAUUGUUGCGCAGGCAACAACAAUACAAAGGGAACAGCUUGCAAUGCAUCUUCCAUGUUAUGUACAGUGUUUUUGUUUGACUGCUGGUGUUACCUUAUAAUACACAAGUGGGGAAAUGAAAUGUUUUUUGUGACAUGCGUACAUGUACAAGUACCUUAAGCCUAGAUCGAGGUUGAAGAAUUUGGUGAAGGGUGCAAAAUGUAUCUGUGGUAAUAUAUGCACAUGUAUAUGAUGUGAUAUGUAUUUAAAGCGUUCUCAGAUACCAGAUGUAGUAUGCUUAUCAAAAUUGAUAUGGUAUUCAACAGCUUGGGUGUUUGUAACCUACGACAAUAUGUACAUGUGCUUGCACUUUGGCUAUAGUAGUACCAUUUGUUGAUUGUUAUUCUGAAUGUUGAUGAAUCCUGUUUUUCAUAAAAUGCUUGAACAAUGUAAUUGAGAUGUGUGGUUUGAAGUCUUCAUGGAGGAGAGUUUAACGAUUAUGCCAUUAUUUUAAAUCUUCAUUCAACACCUUCAUGUAUCAAGACAAUUCACCCAGUCAGUUACAUGUAUGUGUAGCUGAACAAUCUUUUGGACAGCCCGCCAGCGAUUAUCUGUAACACAAUCUGCUAACAGCGAUUAGCCUACCAGCCAUGGAAGCUAGUCUGUAGACUGCAUAUACUUGCAACAAAUCCUCAAUCUAGCCAGGUAGCCAACCAGUCCCUUAUCUUGCUGACAUAGGGCCAGCAACGAAAGCGAACAGACAGACAGUUAUUCAAACAAUCCCUUUUGAGUGCCGGCAAGGUAUUAAGCCAGCCAUCAACUAUAGCAGCGAACAAAGUUGCACAGUUUGUUAGCCUGGUGGCCAGAUAGAUUAGAUAAAGUCAACCAGACAGACGUCCAGUCUUCAAAACGAUCCCUUGGCCGGUCAACCAACAAUAUAGGCAACCUCUAAGUCCGUCUGGCAAGACUGACGGCCAUCCAACCAAGUAACCAAUCCUUUUGCCUGUAAGCGAGGCUGUCCCUAGAUCCUACUGUCCUUCAACCAACAUGUAACUAACCCUUUAGCCUGUUAGCAUGACAUUCAGUCACACAGUUGUUAACGCUAUCCCUAAACCAACCAAUCAACCAUGUAACCAAUCUUUUAGGCUGUGCCUGCCAUGAUUAAAUGGAGCUUACAGUUAAAAUGGAGAUGCGUGUGCAUGAAAAUGGUACUAUACAUAGAUGACCUACAUUUGUAUGCGUUUGUUUUCAAAACGUACUUUGGCAACCAGGCUCUUUCUUAUACGAUCAUCUUCCCCCUGAACUAAAGAGUUUAUCCUGUCAAGGGUAUAUUUUUGGACAACAUCCAGAAGUAUUAUGGGUUUUCUACCGUACGGCCUACGACCGAUGCAAGAAGGGGACCCUAUUUUGCUGCAUUAAAUUGUCGAUAUGUGAUUGUCUAACCUUCGUCAGUAUUUCCAAUGAACACCAAAUUUUCUACAUAAACUAAUGUGUGAUACUGACUGUUUAAUGUGUAUACAAUAGGGUGGCAUACUUGUGUGGAUUAUCUUCCGCAUUGCAUCUUCGGUAUUAACAGCGUUUCUGGCCGUGCCAUCUGUUGGGCUAGAAACAAUUCCUAACAUAUGCUUAACUAACAUAGGUCAAUUAAGAGGGUGAAUAAGAGCAGAAACCUUCGAGACAUAUUGCGCUAUUUUUCCUAUAUUGGUUUAAUAAUUGUACCACAUUUUCAUAAGAGGAAGAAGUAUCAAGAAAAAAUGUCUCCUUUGUUACUUUACCGUGUUUUUCCCGUGGAUUCCACGAUUGAGCAGAUGACCUCUGAACCGGUAUCUUUGGCAUGCAUCUUUACAUUGUACGAUAUCUAGAACUAGGCAAAUCAAUGAAGAAUUUUGAGCAUUUACAUCAUUGAUUCGUGGAGAAGCACCAGAAGGUGCAAUGUCGUACUGAUUUCAUAGAGGAUUCCACUCCCUACAAAGAUAGUCCGUUGUCCGUUGUGGUAAUGUCUUCGCCAGUAGUGUUCCAAACGUGAUACUUACUUAUAUGUAUUUCAAUCUACGUGUAAUUUUCGGUACAUUUAUAGCAGAAAGCUGUGAGUCAAAAUCAGCCCACCCCAUUGCACAUGUUUAGUAGACAGUAUUUAAGGUCACGAUCUGGACAUCUGAUAAUAAAGGAGGCCAUGCAAUAUCGUAGGACACCAUCCCACCUAUAACUACAAUCCAAAAAUUUGCUUGGUGGUGGUUGUAUUUCGUAGUUCUAAUGACUUUUAAAUUGUGGGAUUUAGCUUAUAUGAUCUCUGGACGUUGGAUUCUUGGAGUUUUUUGUUUUUAUCACAUAUGUACUUGCAUUUUUCUCAGUGCAAUAUACUCAGGAUGGCACAUGUGCUAAUUGGUCAGUAAUCAGAGAUGAUUAAAUUAUAUCCUGAUCAUGUUUUUUUUUUCUUGUUUUCACCCUUUGCCAAACCCACUGGCCAGCCAUAACAUAUUUUCGACAUACAUGCAUAUUUAAUGAGCAAGAAACUAUAAACUUGUGUACUGUACAUGUACGUGUGAGAAAAUAUUUGAUGUUUACUUCGAUCCAAAGCUAACGACUGGGGCAAUAAUAUCGCUAUUGCUCUAAAAGCACAGAAGCAGUUGAUGGCCUGAGUAUCUAUAGACCCUAGCAUCGCUGGGAACAAAUAUGUAUUUGUACAAGGGUACGCAAAUGUGUUGCAGUGCGAAUCGACAGGUGGCUGUAAUGAUUACCUCCCUUUGUGGAUGCCUAAUAAAAUUGUUGUACACAGUUCCCACCAUGGUGUGUUCAUGUUAGGAUUGUGAAAAGGAUUGAAUUGUUAACGGUAUUAAUUGAUAUGCCAGGGUAUGUGUAGAAUAGUGUUAACUGAUAAAUACAUAGCUAUAGCUUAACGCCACAUCGGCAGUAACGUGGCCAGAAUACAGAGGUCGAUACCUGUCGACUGCUUCUGUACAUAUUUGUUUGUAUGACUUUAUGCAGCCGUGUUACUGCCUUUAAUAUGACUUGAGGUAUACUUUACGUCGGAUAGACGUGUGAAUUGAGUUUAAAGAUGAUGUGCUUCGGAAAUGGUUGAAGCUCACAGAAUGUGCUUUAGUGAUAGUUUGUGCUUGCAUGCAUGGGAUGCUUUGAUCGCAUAUUAUGCUUAAAUAUUGCUUCGGCUUUUACUCUGGACGUGCGCAUUGUAAGAUUGCCUGCUGUAGCUUGUGGAUCGGAGGGAUUGGACAUGAUUAGUCUUGAUAUGGCUACAAACAUCUACCGAAAGUAAGUGUGAAACCUACGACUUAGCUAUGUUCAUGGUAAGAAGACAUUAUCUGCUGUGCACAUAUUGUCAUUUUGGCAGGUCUGGGCCCAGUUUCACAGAUCGGUGUACCACAUGUUUUAUGGUAUAUUUGUCGUAUGAUUUUUGGGGCAUGACAAUUACCCUCCCAUUAUCAAAUAUAGUGGAUUGUCGUACAUGUACAACAUCUUUGCGAAACUGGACAGCUCGAUUGCACGAUUGUUAUUGAUUGACUGUAUAUUAGUUGGAUUGCAACGCGGUGUGUGUACAUUAUACAUGCAUGUCUUUGUUGCGGAGAGAAAAAUGUGUAAUUAUAAGGUUCUUACCUUAAAUCCUCAGCAAUUGUGACCACGGACUUAGUUGUUGUGUUGUCAUGUUAAGAAAAAUGAUUGUUGUAUGGUUAAGUGCAUUUGUGCCCCUAACCUAUCAAGUCUUCAAAAUGUUAUGAGUUAUGUUUUUAAAUUGUGUAUGAAAUUGUACUUUUCUGGUCGAAUUUGUUGAAGACUUAGGGUAGUAGAGAUGUGAAAAUCAACCUUUUGAUUGAGCUCGUCUUGUCCAAAUGUUGCAUGUUAUGCGGUGACGCACAAAGACAAAAACGGAAUCUCAUGUUCAUAGAUGUGAAGGAUCAAACUGAACUGUGAUAUAUACAUGGAUAUACUCGUGUACCACGAUAAUAUGCGAUAAGUCCGUUAAAGAAAGUACAAAUUUCCUACAAAUUUCUGUUAAUAAUGUAACAGCAGCUUAUUGAACAACCACAAAGUCAGGGAAAUCUGAUCUGGUAGCUUGUCGUUAAUUAUUGGUAGAUCUGAAGUUACUUAUGUACUCCUGGCCCGUCCAUUGUUGGCCAAAUGUAAUUCACGCUCCCGCAUUUCGGAAAGUUGACUAGUCAAUUUUCAUUGGGACAUGUAUACUAAGGUAUAAUAUCUUAACCAUGCAACCAAAUAAGGGAUAUCGGACGAGCUGGGUGUAAGUGUUUCUUCAGAACUGGUUAACAUAAAGCUCAAGAUCGGACUGACUGGAGAUGGAUUUUGUUGGAUUUUGUUUUUUACGGAAAACAAACUCACCAAGCGUUAAGAGCUAUGUGUAGAAAUAUUAAUAAGGUUCGGACAAGAGUUAUCGUGACAUGAUGUAAUAUUAUACAAUGCAUCCCAUCUCAUGUGUCUGUUAAUUUUUGACUGUUGUGUACCCCUAUACAUUUUUGUCGUUUUCUUCACAUAGAACUGGUCUACUGUCGAUUAAGGCGCUCUAUGCAGAGACAGUUAUCUUCACGAAGCCUUUGCCCAUCCGUCUAUCGCCACGCAGUAUGUAUUUGAUAGCGCAGUCAUGUUUUUACAGUGCUUUCCACAUCUAUAUUCGUUUUUGACUGAAUGUGACAGGUUUCCAUAUUUACUUAAAGCCUUUCGUUUUAACCUGUGUUUAAGGUAAGAAAUGGGUAUUAGUAAGGUAGAGAAUACGUGAAUAAUUGUGUAUAAUUCAAAUACAUUUCUUAUUAAUGUUCUCUAAAAUGUUAUUUAAUACGUUAUAAUAGCGUUGUUGAUGUGAACAUGCAUGCAUGUAGCCUGUUUUACAUCACGCAUGCUUGAUGAAGAGGGUACGAUAGAGAUCAGGUAAAUUGUCAGGCCGAGAUUGAGACUUGCAUGCAAUGUAGGGAAGUGUAAACAUAGCCAGUACAGCUGCUUGGAAAGGGCGGGGUGGGGGGACUGUUAAACAAAUGCAAAUACUUGACAACAUUGGGUUAAUGCAUUGUUUAGAAAAGAAACAAGCAAUGAUGAUGGCGGCACUGAAACCAGAAAAAAACGAUUGGGAUAUAUCCUGCGAGCAAUAUGGCGUAAGAAAAGGGUCUAGGGUAGGUCAAAGCUAUGUGAUUAGCAUCCAAUCCAGUGUAGGGAUACCAGUAUAUAAAUUUCUAUACUUGAUACAUGAUUAAUAUCAAUGGGCAAGGAUCGUGGAGAGCAAAGCCAUGCAAAGAGAGUACAUGUUGGAGCUCUUGUACAGUAGCAAGGGGUAUUGAUAGAUCUUUCCCUUCGCCUGCACACCAGGAAGAUGGAAGCACAGCUUAUGUGACAAGCAUGCAAGAUUGCUUAUAUUACACUGUAUCUCCAUACGGUAUGUGUAAUAGAGACCGGUAGUCAGAUUUGGAUACAUGCUGGAGCUGUUAUCAAGUCUCUGAUGUUGCUUUACCCUUGUGUUUACUACAUGUACGGUGUAGGUGUUGAAGAAUAAAAUGAGCUACCUGCUGCCUGCGUUUUACUACCUGUGGGAGUCGUCACAGAAGGAUGGAAAGCCAAAUGCUGAUCUACGUCGCCUAUAAAACACUAUGAAUUGUAACUAACGUGAUACGCACGUAUGUAUUUUUUUGUGUACAUAAUAUAUCCGCAAUCAUCAAUGCAAUGUUUGAUCAAUAUCCAUAAAUGACCCGUAUAUAUAUACUUGUAUAUAUAAUAUUAGAGCGUUUGGUAUUGACAGUGUAGAUGGAAAUUGAUGUUAACAUAAAUAAAGAUUUCAUCGAUUCACGA